Molecule: messenger RNA, 2721 nt
Organism: Notolabrus celidotus (New Zealand spotty)
Lineage: Eukaryota; Metazoa; Chordata; Actinopteri; Labriformes; Labridae
Product: tripartite motif-containing protein 16-like
Exons: 7
Coding region: 105-1790 (561 amino acids)
Molecular function (GO): zinc ion binding; protein binding
Source: RefSeq, a predicted model, not a curated record
CGUGCAAUCACAAUAAAGUCCCUCACGAGCCUCCUCACACAGAGAGGUUCAUUAAUGUGUCACACCCUCACCUCGCUGUGCGUGGUCUUGAGUUGGAACUCAGAAUGGAGCUGGACCCGAAUCACUUCUGCUGUUCAGUAUGUCUGGACCUGCUGAAGGACCCUGUCACCAUUCCCUGUGGGCACAGUUACUGCAAAAGCUGUAUUGAAGGUUUCUGGGACCAGAAUGAAGAGAAGGGGGACUACAGUUGUCCCCAGUGUCGGGAGAGCUUCAGUCCGAGGCCUGUGGUGAGGAGGAAUAACAUUCUGGCUAAGGUUGUGGAGACGUUAAAGAGCAAGGAUACACUCCAGGCGUCUUCCAAUAGUGCUGGGGCCUGCGCCAGCCCGGCAGACAUCUCCUGUGACUUCUGCUGCGGGACCGAUCCCAACAAAGCCACCAUGUCCUGCCUGACGUGCGUGGCUUCCUACUGCCCCGCUCACCUCGAGCCUCACUACAGCGUUCCUGUGUUGAAGAAGCACCAGCUGGUCUCGGCUACGGUCCCACUGCAGAAGAAGACUUGCGCCAAGCACAACAAGCUGAUGGAGGUCUACUGCAGGACGGACAAGAUGUGUAUCUGCUGUCUGUGCAUGAUAGAGAAGCAUCACUUCCAUCAUACGGUGUCUGCUGCAGCAGAGAGGAUUGAACAACAGAAGCAGCUGACUGAGAGCCAAAAGAAAGUCCAGGAGAGAGGAAAGGACAGGGAAAAGGAGCUGAAGGAGUUGCUGGAAGCCCUGAAGGAUUUCAAGAAAAGCAGCCAGACUGCAGUAGAGACCAGCGAUAAGAUCUUUGGUGAGCUGAUCUGGUACAUACAGAAAAACUGCUCUUUGGCAAAGCUGCUGAUCACUACCCAGGAGAAGACGGCGGUCGCUCAGGCCGAGGGGCUACAGCUCCAGCUGGAGGAGGAGAUCGCCAAGCUGAAGAAGAGAGACGCAGAGCUGGAACAGAUUUCUCAUGUUGAAGACAACAUCCAUUUCAUCCAGACGUUCCAGUCCCUGUCUGCCUCCUGUGAAUCCCCAGACUUGCCCAGUGGUCUUGUUGUCCGCCCCAAACAUACGUUCAAAGUUGUGACAGACUGCAUGUCCAAACUGAAGGAGACCAUAGCGAGCCUCCUGAAGGAAACAAAGCCCAGCAUCACAACCAAAGUGUCUGCUGUAAAUGUUUUGCUGCAGCCUGAGCCAAAGACCAGAGAAGAGUUUUUACGCUAUCAACUUCCGUUACGACUGCAUCCAGGCUUUUUCUCUCAAAACAUGACCCUUUCCAAUGGCAACCUGCGGGCAACGUAUUGCGCGGCGCAAACGAAUGCGUCUCAUAGUUGCAUAAUAAAGAGAAAUACCGAGCAGGUGUGGGGCAGGGAGGCUUUGACCGAGCGAUGUUACUGGGAGGUCCGUUUGCAUGGUAGUACUUGGUGUGUGGCGGUCUCUUACGAAGAUGCCAUUGGAGCAUUUUCAUAUCACUCUGAGUUUGGGCGGGAUAAAAGGUCCUGGAGUUUAGAGUGCUCAAGCAAAGGCUGCUCUUUCAAACACAACGACCAAAGCAAGAAUGUGUCCGGCUCUGUCUGCUACUCACAGAUCGGAGUGUUCUUGGAUUACCUAGAAGGCACUGUGUCCUUCUAUGGCAUCUGUAGCACGUUGCGGAUUUUGCUUCACAGAGUACACACCACCUUCACUGAACCUCUCUAUCCAUGCAUCGGGUUCAAGGUAGAUGGGUCUCAGGAAGGUGAAGCUUAUCAUGCAGAACUGGUCAAGAUGUAGUGAGAACUUUCAUUUGAAGUGAGUUGCCGGGCGUCACUGUUGACCAGGCUGUCGUGAAACAUGUCGGAGGCCGGACAUUACACUGUUUGCCUCAGGCAUCACACUGAGGGUGAAGGGCUCAACUGUUGCUGAUAAAUCCUUAUUAAUACAUCUUUGAAAACAAGAUCAGUGACAUCUAGAGGAACACUAAGCUAGAUCUUUUUUUUUUUUUUUUUGGGAGCCAUGUUUGUUUUUUAAAUUGGUUACGGACAGAACAGUUGUUCAGUUCUCUAACAAAAAAAGUAUGUUACAUAACACUAUCGAACAACUAUGUUGGUGGCAUUCAUUUACUUCCACAGUGAUAGCAUCUAUAGCUAGGAAGUGGCGGAAAGCUAACUUUUUUUUGAUGGUAGUUAAAAGAGUUAUUGUGGUUUCAGUUUAAAAAACAGCUAGAUGUCCAAACAAGGUUUCAGUGUUGGCAACUGAAAUGAUAAGGAAAAUGUUGCAAAAUAUGAAUCUUUUUGUUGCUGUUGUUGAUGCAACAUAUUGCAACUUAGCUAUGUUCAGUCAACUGUAAAUGUUAGCAUUCAACCAAAGUUCCUAGCUUACAUUACCAUAAGCUAGAUGUUGACAACCAUUUUUCUUUUGUAUCCUAUAACAUCAAACAGUAAUGUUAGCCUUAAGUCACAAAGUUAAGCUAACAGUGACAGGAAGUAGUUAUUUGCUGUUGUCUCAUGGUGUGUUACAGUUGAACAUAUGAUGUUCAGAAUGCCUUGUAAUCACUCAUUAGCUAUACUGAAUGUUAGCUAACAACAACUCUUAACUGAUGAAACCACAGAAGGUUUAUCAAGUCUUUACUUUUGAAGAUUUUUUUUUUGUUCUUUUCUAUGUGUUCAAUUUUGCUGUUGCUUGUGAGUUAUAAUUCAAUUAAAGAGUGUGUGAAUACAUUUCA